Messenger RNA from Nymphaea colorata (pocket water lily), 2167 nucleotides. Its product is annotated as sodium/calcium exchanger NCL2-like. Lineage: Eukaryota; Viridiplantae; Streptophyta; Magnoliopsida; Nymphaeales; Nymphaeaceae. The record is from RefSeq and is a predicted model, not a curated record. Bases 261 to 1991 code for a protein of 576 amino acids. Gene Ontology annotation, cellular component: membrane. Gene Ontology annotation, molecular function: calcium ion binding; calcium:proton antiporter activity. The transcript has 7 exons. Gene Ontology annotation, biological process: calcium ion transmembrane transport; intracellular calcium ion homeostasis.
UGCCUUGGAGUUCGGGUUUAGUUUCGGAUCCGGGACGGCGGUGUCCGGAUCCCUCCGUCGCCGGCCGGGCUCGACAGUGAUCCGCGGGGGAGGGAACGCAUCUUUGUUAGAAGCCGUCAAGCCAACGGCGUAUUCACGUGUCGACGGAUAUCGGGCCGUAAUCUGGGGCCCUCGAGCUGCUCUGACAUCUCUCUCUCUCUGCGUAUUUCAGUCCCGUUGUCCUCUGUUUCUCUCUCUCUCUCUCACUCACUCUUUCCGCCAUGGCUAGAGCUCGGCUGUUGCUCGUCCCUCUUCUCGUUCUUCUGUUCUUCUCCUUUGCUGCGGAGAGCCGCAUCGUCCGUACCAUAGUGACUGAUCUCGUCUCCGAUGGAUCUGAAGGACAGGGACCGCGCUACCACUUUUUGUUGCACCCCGCGAAAUCCACCGUGGCGGCCUCUUCCUGCGAGCAGACGUAUGGGUUCCUUCCUUGCACCACGACCAUCCUCGGGAACCUCUUCCUCCUCAUUGUCUACGGCUACCUCAUGUUCCUCGGUGCCAGGUACCUCUCCGAAGGCAGCGAGCUCCUUCUCCAGAUACUCGGUCCUGGCAUCGUCGGGGGCCUCUUCCUUCCGGUUCUCGGAGCGCUUCCGGAUGCAUUGCUGAUCCUAGUGUCUGGUCUUUCUGGAAGCAAGGAAACAGCUCAAGAUCAAGUGCUAAUUGGGAUGGGCUUGCUUGCUGGUUCAACUGUGAUGUUGCUUACCGUACUUUGGGGCUCAUGUAUUGUGGUAGGAAAAAGUGAUUUUUCAGAUGCGACAGCUGGAACAGAUGGGCGAGGUUCAAAAAGAUGUGAUCUGUCAGGCUCUGGAGUUACUACUGACAAGGCUACCAGUAUUGCUGCAAGAAUCAUGGUUUUCUCAGUGAUCCCUUUUGUCAUUGUGCAGCUUCCUCAGGCUAUUAACCAUAGCUCGUGGUCCAGCAUUGCCAUCAUGAUUUCCCUUAUUGCAGCUGUUGUAAUGUUAAUCUCCUAUUGCGUUUAUCAGGUCGUUGCCCCAUGGAUUCAGAAGAGAAGGCUUGCUUAUGCAAAAUCUAAAUAUUUUUCGUCAACCAUUUUGAAACACUUGCACAGGCGUGCACUUGGGAGGCUCCUGGACCCCAAUGGUCAACCUGACGAAAGUAUUAUAGGAAAAUUGUUUCAUUUAAUUGAUGAAGACAAGGAUGCACACAUUUCCCAUGCAGAAUUGAGGGCAUUUUUUAUUGGUCUCCAGUUUGAUCACAUAGAUCUGAGAACGGAUGCACCUACACUAGCUGCAAUCAAAACAAUGGAGGAGUUUGAUUCUUCUCAUGAUAACCAGCUUGAUUACAAAGAAUUCUUUGAGGGUCUCUCACGUUGGCUUCAUCAAGCAAAGGGAGUCAUUCCCUUUGGUCAUGGCUCAUCAAAUUUUUUUGACAGAUUCCACCAGCAUGCUGCUAAUGAAGUGUCAGCUCUGGGUGAUGAGGGUGAUGAGGCAACUGAAAGUUUUGACAACUACCCAAAGGUGCUUUUGAAAGCUGGAGGACUAUUGGUACUAGGCACUGUUAUUGCUGCCAUAUUUGCAGAUCCUCUUGUGGAUGCUGUUGAUAAUUUCUCCUCUGCAACAAGCAUACCUUCUUUCUUCAUUUCCUUCAUUGCAAUGCCCUUGGCUACAAACUCCAGUGAAGCUGUGUCAGCACUAAUCUUUGCCAGCCGGAAGACGCAAAGAACUGCUUCUUUGACAUUUUCUGAGAUCUACGGUGCAGUUACCAUGAAUAACCUUUUGUGCUUGGCGGUCUUCCUAGCACUUGUAUAUAUUCGAGGUUUAACCUGGGAUUUCACUGCUGAGGUGCUCAUUAUUCUCAUUGUUGUGAUAAUAAUGGGCCUUUUUGCGAGCUUCCGUACUAAAUUCCCACUUUGGACAUGUUACGUUGCGUAUCUCUUCUACCCGCUGUCAUUGGUGUUGGUAUAUGUUUUUGACUAUGUUCUGGGCUGGUCAUAAGUGGUUCGUUCUUUUGUUAUAUUUGGAACGAGGGGCUAAAUAGUUUUGUUUUGAAUAAGAGUGAUCCGUGUGUCUGUAAUUUUAUAUUCUGAUGCAGUUGAAUGUAGUACAGAUACUAAUUUCAGUAACCUGAGAAAUCUUAGACAUGGAAUCAAUCAGAAAUCUUGAUUUUAGAA